Messenger RNA from Solanum dulcamara, 624 nucleotides. RefSeq lists its product as uncharacterized. NCBI's taxonomy places the organism in Eukaryota, Viridiplantae, Streptophyta, Magnoliopsida, Solanales, Solanaceae. Bases 1 to 624 code for a protein of 207 amino acids. The record is from RefSeq and is a predicted model, not a curated record. The transcript has a single exon.
AUGAGCAAGUUAGUUGAAUUUGAAGCCAUGACACUCACUGAAGAGUAUAGUUCAAGAAUCUUUAAAAAUGUUAAGCUUCUAACUAAACAAAAAGAUCCAGGUAGUUUCACGGUACAAGUAACUAUUGUUAAGUAUAGUAAUGCAAGAGGUCUCUGUGAUCUAGGUGCUAGCAUAAACUUGAUGCCUAGAUCUAUGCUUAAGAAAUUAGGCCUCGAAGAACAUAAAUCAUCAACCAUUUUGUUACAAUUAGUUGAUCAUUCUGUAGCUAGACCAAAUGGUAUUAUUGAGGAUGUUUUAGUUCAAGUGGGAUCCCUUAUCUUUCCUUCUAAUUUUGUUGUAUUAGAUUUUGUGCCUGACCCAGAUGUUCCUUUUAUCUUUAGGCGUACGUUCUUAGCAAUAGGAGGUGAAAUUAUUGAUGUGGAUGUAGGUAGAUUGACGAUGAGAUUAUAUGAAAAAAUGGAGGUGUUCGAUGUAUAUCAAACACUAAAGUUGCCUGCAGUCUAUGAAGAGUUGUCUAUUAUAAUUGUCAUCUAUGAGGAAGUCUCAUCUCAAUGCAUUUUAGCAAAAGAUUCUUUGGAAAGAGUUGUGAUAGGUCAAGAUAUUGAAGAGGACAUGGAAGCUUAA